This is a messenger RNA of Fraxinus pennsylvanica, 864 nucleotides long. The record is from the annotation of a GenBank genome assembly. NCBI's taxonomy places the organism in Eukaryota, Viridiplantae, Streptophyta, Magnoliopsida, Lamiales, Oleaceae.
AUGGGGGACUUGCGCCGUAGCAAGCGGUGGCUAGUUCUUUGCAUGAGUUUAAGCGAGCUACUUUUCACAGUGGUGAACGGAGCACGGAUUUUUCAAGAGUGGUACGUCGCGAUUAACACAAACAUCAACACUGUAUUACGAGAUCAACCGGAAUGGAGUGCAACAAAGACUAAACUCGUGGCAAGAUGGAGUUUCGGGUACAAAUUGCCCGAUCCAGCCCGGUGGAACUUGACGACAAGGGCAGCAAGGCCGAACCCACAAAGGACGUUCAAUGUAUGGAACAUGACGCCAUCAGAGACAUUUGUUCUUCAUGGAUCAUUUGCUAAAAUCAAUGGGCUUUCUCGUUUCACUGUCAACAAUGUGUCCUAUAAUACUCCGACUACUCCAUUAAAAUUGGCUGAUUACUACAAUAAUGACUCCAAUGUUUACCAACUUGAUACCUUUCCUAUUCACUCUAGCCUUAAAGCACCCGUCCAUGGAACAUUUGUUGUAACGGGGACCCAUAAGAACUGGUUGGAGAUUGUGUUCAAGAAUGAUUUGGAUUCAAUGGACUCUUGGCAUUUGGAUGAAUUUGGAUUCUUUGUUGUUGGGUAUGGAGUAGGACGGUGGACACCGGUAUUACGUUCUACAUACAACGUCUAUGAUCCAGUUGUACGCUCAACUGUUCAGGUGUAUCCAAGAGGAUGGAGUGCAGUUUAUGUCUACCUAGAUAACCCUGGAAUGUGGAAUUUAAGGUCACAAAACCUAAAACAUUGGUAUUUAGGACAAGAACUCUACGUUAGAGUUUAUGAUCUUGAUCCCAACCCUGCCAAAGAGAGACCACCCCCACGAAAUCUCUUGUUUUGCGAUCAGUUUCUUUCAUAA